This is a messenger RNA of Penaeus indicus, 8579 nucleotides long. RefSeq names its product serine/threonine-protein kinase mTOR-like (gene Tor). Gene Ontology annotation, molecular function: protein binding; protein-containing complex binding; protein serine/threonine kinase activity. The coding region runs from base 179 to 7585 and encodes 2468 amino acids. The transcript has 38 exons. Gene Ontology annotation, cellular component: nucleus; TORC2 complex; TORC1 complex. The record is from RefSeq and is a predicted model, not a curated record. Gene Ontology annotation, biological process: protein phosphorylation; negative regulation of macroautophagy; TOR signaling. Lineage: Eukaryota; Metazoa; Arthropoda; Malacostraca; Decapoda; Penaeidae.
CAGAAGCGUUCUCGGGCCUCGUAUUUGGUAUCCGGUUCGGCGCUACACGAACGCAUCGGCAAGGACCCCAACAGGGAGAGGCACACGGCACAGUUGCUUUUAUUUUCUUGUGUUUUCUGCCGUGGGACGCGAGGAUGAGCAGUUACAGUGAGAGGAAUGUGAGUGACUGACAGCCAAGAUGAGUAACGUGAAGAUGACCCAGUUCGUUGCGGGGCUUAAGUCCCGCAACGAGGAGACCAGGGUGAAGGCGGCUUGUGACCUCCAGCGUUAUGUCACCACUGAGUUGAGGGAGGUGUCUCUGGAUGAGUUGCUGACAUUCCUAGAUGAAUUCAACCAUCACAUUUUUGAGAUGGUGUCCUCCAAUGACAUCAAUGAGAAAAAGGGAGGCAUCUAUGCUAUUAUGAGUUUGGUGGAUGUUGAUGUAGGUCAGACAGGAGUGCGUAUCAGUCGAUUUGCAAACUACCUCAAGAACCUCGUUAACAGCCCAGACACUGGUGUGACGGAGCUUACAGCCAAGGCGGUUGGCCGCCUUGCCCUGGCCUCUGGGACAUUCACAGCAGAGUAUGUGGAAGAUCUAGUAAAGAGGUCAUUUGAGUGGCUACAGGGUGAUCGCAAUGAGGGAAGGAGACAUGCUGCAGUGCUUGUGCUAAGAGAACUGGCACUGUCUGUCCCAACAUAUUUCUUCCAACAAGUCCAGCAGUUUCUGGAUGUGAUAUUCAAUGCAGUUCGUGACCCAAAGCCCCAGAUUCGAGAAGGAGCAGUGGCAGCUCUUCGGGUGGCACUAGCAAUCACAGCCCAGAGAGAGACAAAGGAAAUGCAACAGACCAUGUGGUAUAAGCAGUGUCUCACUGAAGUGUGGGCAGGCUUUGAUGAUCAAGCCAACAACAAGGACAGGAGUCUGACACGUGAUGAUCGCAUCCAUGGCUCAUUGCUUGUUCUCAAUGAGUUACUUAGAUGCAGCAACACUGAGUGGGAGAGGUUGGUGAAGCAGCUGAGGCACCUGACACAUUACCAAACCCCACCCCCAAAGAAGGAUAGCAUGUCCUCGGUGGUGAAGCGUCUACGCGGUCAGGGCUCUCUUUCCACUUCCUCUCACACGCCUCAUGACCUGCUUUCAGCUCUGCCUUCACACACCAAUAACGCAAUUGGGGGUACAGAAAUUACAAUAUUGGAUCAACCCUGUGAGAGCCGCACUUGCAGGGAGUUGAUUCUUGAAAAGUAUGAUAGCAUAAGUACGCAGGUUCUUAAUCAAAAGACAAGCAGAAAUAACAUCAUCCAGAGUGCCCUGCUGCAAAUCAUACCAAGGCUAGCAGCACUGAAUAAGGAGAAAUUUUCACAGAGUUACCUGUCAGGGACGAUGACGUACCUGUUGGGGUGCUUGCGAGGCCGGGACAAGGAGAGGCCCACAGCAUUCAUCACCUUGGGUCUGCUUGCCGUGGCUGUGGGACCGGCCAUCAAGAAGUACCUGCCCAAGAUCAUGGAAGUGAUCAAAGCUUCGUUGCCCACCAAGGACACCCCAAGCAAGAAACGUGUUGUGGAGCCAGCUGUUUAUGUGUGCGUCAGUUUGGUAGCUAGAGGGGUGGAAGGGGCAGUCCGGAAUGAUGUCAAAGAACUGCUGGAACCUAUGAUGGCCACAGGACUUUCACCCCCUCUGACUCUAGCUCUCCAGGAGUUAGCCACAGAGAUCCCUUCACUCAAGCGUGACAUUGCAGAGGGAUUGCUGAGGAUGCUUUCCCAGAUCCUGAUGCACCGUUCCACCCCCCAUUCGCGAUCAGGUGUGGCCCCUCCCCCUUCCUCCCCAGACCACCAGGACACUGGGAGCCUUGUCCUGGCACUCCGGACACUCGGAUCUUUUGACUUUGAGGGUACAGGUUCGUUUAGAGGCCAGUCACUGAUGCAGUUUGUGAGACACGUAGCUGACCACUAUCUUAGCAGCGAACAUAGAGAAGUACGUCUGGAAGCUGUGCGAACUUGCUGUCACCUCCUAAGACCGACCUUUGCUUCUCUUGGUCGACGAGCAUCACAGUCACAAACUCAUAUAAUUUUCAACAUUGUGAGCAAGGUGCUGUGGGUCUGCGUAACUGAUAUGGAUCCUGAUGUCCGUCUGUGUGUGCUGGCAUCCCUUGAUGAGAGUUUUGACAGCCACUUAGCACAACCAGAGAAUCUAAACGCUCUAAUUUAUGCUCUUAGCGAUGAAGUCUUUGAAAUUCGAGAACACGCAAUAACAAUACUAGGACGUCUCUCAGCCAUAAAUCCUGCAUAUGUCCAUCCUCUCUUGCGCAAGGCUCUCCUCAAGAUUCUGGACGAGUUGGACUACAGUGGCAUAGGUCGCAACAGGGAACUUAGUGCACACAUGCUCGGCCAGCUCAUCGGCAAUGCACAGAGGUUCAUGCGGCAGUUUGUACAAGCCAUUAUGUCCGUUCUUGUUCCUAAACUGAAGGAUCAAGAUCCUAAUCCAGCUGUUACCAUGUAUGUCUUGAUGGCUAUUGGAGAUUUAGCUCAGGUGAGUGGGGGAGAGAUGCAGAAGUGGCUUCCAGAACUCAUGCCACUCCUGCUGGAGAUGCUAGCAGAUGGCACUUCUGGCUGGAAGAGACGCGUUGCUCUCUGGACCCUGGGGCAGCUAGUCGAGAACACAGGUUAUGUAGUCCACCCAUACACUCAGCAUCCCACUUUACUGGAUGUCCUGCUAUCAUUCUUGAAGACUGAGCAGCAACCUGCAGUAAGACGAGAAACAAUCCGUGUCUUAGGCUUGCUUGGUGCUCUAGACCCUUACAAACACAAGAUGAAUGUUGGUAUGAUUAAGAUCCAGGAGGACACAGGGGUUGCUGUCAUCUCCACAAGCGAGAAUAAAACAGAUGAGCUGUCUGGAGAAAUGGGAACAAGUGAGAUGUUAGUCAACCUCAACUAUUCAUCUCUAGAGGAGUUUUACCCUACAUGUGCUAUUGCCAUGCUUAUGAAGGUGAUCAAAGACCCUACCUUGGGUCAGCACCACAAUGAAGUGGUCAGGGCUGUGACCUUCAUCUUCAAAUCCCUAGGGGUGAAAGGAGUGCCUUACUUGGCUCAGGUUAUCCCCUCGCUUCUCUAUGUCAUCAGGACUGCAGACGCAAAUUUCCGAGAUUAUUUGUUCCAGCAGUUGGCGACUCUGAUUGGCAUUGUAAAACAGCAUAUUAGAAACUAUUUAGAUGAUAUUAUUGAAGUUUUAAAAGAAUUCUGGGUGACUGGUGGAAAGCUAGAGACAACAAUAACAAUUAUUACAGUUGUUGAAAGCAUUGCAUUAGCAGUUGGCUCAGAGUUCAAGAUCUAUCUCAAAGAACUCGUUCCCAUGAUCCUAAAGUCUUGUAUCAAUGACUCUAAGGAGAAGCAAGUGACUGGCAAGCUCCUGUUAGCCUUCCAGAAGUUUGGAGCCACACUAGAGGAAUUCCUGCACAUGAUACUUCCCCACAUUGUGAAGCUGUUCGAUGCCAGCGAUGUUCCUCUGUCUGUUCGUCGCACAGCCCUUGAGACAGUUGAUCACUUUGCAGAUUACCUUGACCUCUCUGAUUAUACCUCGAAGAUCAUUCAUCCAUUGCUUAGAACUCUAGACACUUGUCCAGAGCUCCGAGAUCAAGCCAUGGAAGUGCUGUGUGCCCUGGCGACUCAGUUGGGCAGGUCAUAUGAGUGCUUCAUCCCCAUCGUUUACCGCAUAACCACCAAACACAAGAUCCACCAUCCCAGAUAUGACAUCCUGGUGGCGAAGGUGGUAAGGGGUCUAACAGUCUCUGAUGACGAGAUGACAAUCAUAACAGCUCACCAACGUGCCAGACGGCCUAGGUCAAGAGAUCAUCAGUUAGAAGCGGAUUCUACAACCAUCAAAAAACAUACAGUAGGGGUGCAGUCACUCCAGAAAGCAUGGUUGUUCACCCGGCUUGUGAGCAAGGACGACUGGCUGGAAUGGCUUCGGAGAUUCAGCAUUGAGUUGAUGAAGGCUUCUCCGUCUCCGGCCCUAAGAUCCUGUUACUCAGUUGCCACAACAUACGUGCAGCUCUCCCGCGAUCUCUUCAAUGCCGCUUUUGUCUCUUGCUGGAGUGAAUUGAAUGAGUCUCUCCAGGAUGACCUCCUUCAGUCCCUGCGUCAAGCUCUGACCUCCCAAGACAUACCUGAAAUCACACAAACCCUCCUCAAUCUUGCAGAGUUCAUGGAACAUUGUGACAAGGGUCCAUUGCCACUAGAACUUCAGCUCCUAGGAGAGAAGGCCAUGGAGUGCCGUGCUUAUGCAAAGGCACUUCACUACAAAGAAGAGGAAUUCCACAAGGGCCCAACAUCAGAGGUCCUGGAACACCUGAUUUCCAUCAACAAUAAACUGGGACAGAAGGAGGCUGCAGCAGGUCUCUUGGAGUACGCUCGUAAGAACAAUCGCACAGACAUGAAAGUGCAAGAAAGGUGGCAUGAAAAAUUGCACGACUGGGACCAGGCUCUGCAGGCUUAUCAGACAAAGCUAGAGACACGGCCCGAUGACCUGGAACUCACCCUCGGUCAGAUGAGGUGUCUGGAGGCCCUUGGGGAAUGGGGUGAGCUGUACAGUGUGUCCUGUGAGUGGUGGAGCAGUUCCAUGAAUGACGAGUGCCGUGCACAGAUGGCCAGGGUGGCAGCAGCAUCAGCCUGGGCCAUGGGGCAGUGGACGUCCAUGGAGGAAUACACCAAGUUUAUUCCUCGAGACACGCAGGAGGGAGCCUUCUACCGGGCUGUCCUCUCGGUGCAUAAAGAUCAGUACCAGGUUGCUCAGCAGUUAAUUGAUUCUGCAAGAGAUCUUCUUGACACUGAGCUGACAGCCAUGGUCGGUGAGAGUUAUCAGCGAGCAUACAAUGCUAUGGUGGCUGUGCAGAUGUUGGCAGAACUGGAAGAAGUCAUUCAGUAUAAACUGGUCCCAGAGAGAAGGCAACCCAUUACACAAAUCUGGUGGGAAAGACUGCAGGGAUGCCAACGGGUGGUAGAGGACUGGCAGAAGAUCCUACAGGUCCGUUCGCUUGUCCUCAGUCCACAGGAAGACAUGAGACCUUGGCUGAAGUUUGCCUCACUCUGCCGCAAGUCUGGGCGGCUCACUCUCUCCCACAAGACCUUAGUGAGGCUCCUGGGCUGCGAUCCGUCCACAAACACCCAACAAGUUCUCCCAGCAACUCACCCUCGUGUGACGUACCAGUACUGCAAGCACAUCUACACUUAUCCCAACAGACGUCAUGAAGCCUAUGGGCACCUUCAGAGUUUUCUUCAGUACAUUGCCCCGGCGGUGGUUGUUGGUGGUUGUCACAACAAUGACAACAAAUUGCGUGAGCUGGUAUCCCGUGUCUACCUCAAGUUAGGAGAAUGGUAUGAGCAACUGCAUGGCCUUAAUGAAGACAACAUAAACACAAUCCUGACGUAUUAUACGCAUGCAAAAGACACAGACAAGUCAUGUUAUAAGGCUUGGCACGCUUAUGCGUACAUGAACUUUGAGGCAAUACUUUUCUACAAGAACAAGGCAGAUUCUGGGAAAGCAGAGAAUGGGGAUGAUACCAGCACACCAAGCAAAAAGAAGCAGAAAUCUGCAGGGGAUUUCACCAUAGCGGCCGUCAAGGGUUUCAUCCGAUCAAUCUCUCUGAGUGAUGGCAACAGCCUUCAGGACACGCUGCGUCUCCUUACAGUCUGGUUUGAACAUGGCCACCAAUCUGGAGUCUAUGAAGCCUUGGUGGAUGGACUUAAGACGAUCCAGAUUGAUACUUGGUUGCAGGUAAUCCCUCAGCUGAUUGCUCGCAUCGACACCCCUCGAACACUAGUAGGAAAGCUGAUUCACCAGCUUCUCAUGGAUAUUGGCAAACAUCAUCCACAGGCUCUUAUCUACCCCUUGACUGUGGCGGCAAAGUCCUCUGUUGUGGCGCGUUCACAGGCAGCAGAGAAGAUUCUUAAGAACAUGCGUGAGCAUUCUGCAAAUCUAGUCCAACAGGCCAUGAUGGUAUCAGAAGAGCUGAUCAGAGUGGCAAUCCUGUGGCAUGAGAUAUGGCAUGAGGGUCUUGAAGAGGCUAGUCGACUGUACUUCGGAGAGCGCAAUGAGUCUGGGAUGUUCCGUACACUGGAGCCUUUGCAUGCCAUGAUGGAACGUGGUCCACAAACACUCAAGGAAAUGUCCUUUAGCCAGGCCUAUGGUCCUGACUUGCGAGAUGCACAGGAGUGGUGCCGUCGUUACCAGCGGACAGGAAAUGUACGUGAAUUAAACCAGGCCUGGGACUUAUACUAUCAUGUGUUCCGCCGUAUCUCUCGUCAGUUACCCCAGCUAACAUCUCUGGAGCUCCAGUCAGUCUCUCCAAGACUCCUCAAGUGCCGGGACCUGGAUAUUGCUGUGCCAGGAUCCUAUGCUCCAAACUCCCCUGUCAUCUGUAUCAGUCAAGUCCAAUCGUCCCUGCACGUCCUCACUUCAAAACAGAGACCACGGAAACUCUGCAUCCGAGGCAGCAACGGUAGGGACAUUGUCUUCUUGCUGAAGGGCCAUGAGGAUCUGAGGCAGGAUGAGAGGGUUAUGCAGUUAUUCGGUCUCGUCAAUACGCUCCUGAUCAGCAACCCCGACACCUUCCGCCGCAAUCUUACCAUCCAGAGAUUCGCUGUCAUUCCAUUAUCUACCAACUCAGGUCUCAUUGGCUGGGUACCCCACUGUGAUACGCUUCAUGCCCUCAUUCGAGACUGGCGGGAAAAGAAGAAGAUCCUCUUGAACAUUGAGCACAGGAUCAUGAUGCGAAUGGCCCAGGAUCUGGAACACCUCACACUCAUGCAGAAAGUGGAGGUCUUCGAACAUGCACUCGAGCACACGCAAGGAGAUGACCUCGCACGCCUCUUGUGGUUUAAGAGCCCCUCCUCAGAAGUGUGGUUUGACCGUCGUACAAACUACACACGUUCACUGGCAGUGAUGUCUAUGGUUGGCUAUGUCCUGGGUCUAGGUGACCGUCAUCCAUCCAACCUCAUGUUGGACCAGCUGUCUGGAAAAAUUAUUCAUAUUGACUUUGGUGACUGCUUUGAAGUUGCCAUGACCCGUGAGAAAUUCCCGGAAAAGAUCCCUUUCCGCUUAACUCGUAUGCUUAUAAAUGCCAUGGAGGUGACUGGAAUAGAUGGUACUUACCGCAUGACUUGCGAGUCUGUCAUGAGCCUCAUUAGACGAAACAAAGAUUCUCUCAUGGCUAUGCUUGAAGCCUUUGUAUAUGAUCCUCUGCUGAAUUGGCGUCUGAUGGAUCAUGCUCAGCCAAAGAGUAAACGCUCAGUGGUUGGGGAAACUGUCAGUGGGGGUGGUGUAGCAGCAACAGACACAGGACACACGCCAAUAAUGGAAGCAGCCUCUACAUCAUCAGGGGCUCCAGCAGGUUCACAGACCAAGAAAAUCGAGGUCAGAGAAGACUCUGGGGCAUCAGAAGCACUCAACAAGAAAGCAGUAGCAAUUGUCAAUCGCGUUCGUGACAAACUGACUGGCAGAGACUUCAACAAUGAUGAACCGCUUGAUGUACAUAAACAGGUGGAGCUACUUAUUGCUCAGGCCACAUCCCAUGAAAACCUGUGCCAAUGCUAUAUUGGAUGGUGUCCAUUCUGGUAGAAGUUCACAUGUCUUAUGUUUUGUAAGGGAAGUUCUGUUGGACUAUAUAUAUCCAUUGUAAUUUGAUAAGGUCAAAAUACACUUGUUCAUAACAAAGAUGGUGUAAAACACUUCAUUGACUAAGUUUUUCAUAAACCAAUUUUAUAUAUUUUUAGUUUUAAAUGUUACAUCAGGCUAAGGGACUGCCUUUGAUCAUUGUUUAAAUUUUUUCACAUUAUGAAAAAUUCAUAUAAAUCCAAAGGAUGCUAAAACUCAUUUGCUAUAUGAAUACGUGGCAGUAGAAGGACCCAGUUUUAAUUUAUAAAAUUAAGACAACUAGAAGAGAAGAUAUUUGUUUUCUCUGUCUUUGUUUGUGAUUACAAAUGCUAUGAAGUUUACAAAUAGUAAUACUUUUUCAGUGCAAUUUAGCAUUCAUCAAAUUGCUUUACUCUUAGAUUACUGUUCUUAGUUAGAGGUUUAUAGAGUAGUAUAUGCUGUCUCAUUUGUGAAUAUUAGUUAUUUCUUCAGUGCAAAACAUUCGUGAUAAAAAGAAUUUUAAGGGUGGAACAAAAACUAACGGAAACCAAACAUAUUAAGCAUUUGUCAAUCGGAAUAACAGGGAAUCAUGGCUGGCUGUUAAGCCAAUACUAUUUUAAUAUUUUUUUAUCAUUAUUUUACCAUUUAUUCAUAUGUUAAACUCGGCUGCAAAAGAACUUUUGUAAAUAAUUAUCAAUUACACACUGAUCCUGUUUUGCUCUUGCGACCCUCCUGUUUGGGUCGGAGGUGCCCAUGUGGGACUUAUUCGCCUAACUGGAAACCAUCCUAACUAAAACCAUGGUCAAGCCAGGGGAUUCGAACACAUACCCUCUGCACUGGGAUUAAGAACACCGUCCCACUGAAGCGUUGUAGCAGCAUUGAUUAAAUACACAACAAAAGGUAAAAGCAAGAGAGAUGCUGCUAGAAAUAACAGCUAAAAGUGGAAAUACUAUGAAAAUAAAACAGAUACAUGAUUCUA